AUGUCGAUUACGUCUCUCCGAGAACAACUCGAACAUUCUGACAAUGUGUUCCUCAGGGUUCCGAACAUAUACAAGCCCCUGCAGACGGUGAAUGCCGUCAUUCUCGCCAUUUGCGUCGGCUCCACUGCUGGUUCUGAAAACGGAAUUCUCUGGUUUAUUGUGAUAACGUCGAUGUUGAUAUCCUUCACCGCUACCUUCAUUUUUGCUAUUGGCGUACAAGACACGAUAAUGGACAGCAUAUCGAACGGAAGUAUCCCGUGGAGCCUUGUUGAACUCGUUUAUUCGUUUGUUCUUGCGGUUUUAAGUAUGAUCUCUGUUUGGCUCUCAUUCGGCUUCGCUAAUCGACAUCUCGGCGGAACUUCCGCAGGCUAUAUUGCAACCGGACUCUUCUCGAUGGUACAUUCAGCACUCUACGGCAUACCAUGUGCGAUUAUCUACGAUACUAUUAGUACUGAUGGUGACCAUCAUCAUCAAGUGAACAACAUCCAACCUGCCCAUCCAUACCAUGACGAGCCCUACCACGACAUCUAA
This is a messenger RNA of Angiostrongylus costaricensis, 531 nucleotides long. Lineage: Eukaryota; Metazoa; Nematoda; Chromadorea; Rhabditida; Metastrongylidae. The record is from the annotation of a GenBank genome assembly.